Molecule: messenger RNA, 2999 nt
Organism: Hippocampus zosterae (dwarf seahorse)
Lineage: Eukaryota; Metazoa; Chordata; Actinopteri; Syngnathiformes; Syngnathidae
Product: syndecan-2-B-like
Exons: 5
Coding region: 274-1071 (265 amino acids)
Biological process (GO): cell migration
Cellular component (GO): cell surface; membrane
Source: RefSeq, a predicted model, not a curated record
GUCACGGUUCCAUGCCAGACCAAACAACUUUUCCAGACUGAGCGAGCGACUCCACACAUUGACUCGUCCAGCUGCGACACGCCGUAAAGCGGAGAUUUAUUAGCAUUGACGAGAAUACCGACUGAAACACGAUUACGAUAGAUUGCGAAGUAUUUACUUUUGAGUUGAACGAAUACGCUUCUAUUUUGGCACUUUUUAAUACUUAUAUAUACUGUAUAUAUAGAGAGAGAUCGAGGCAGAUUCUUCAGUUACGCCGUCUCGCUGAAAAUUGGGAUGAGGACUCUGUGGUUGUUGUUCCUAGUCGGGCUAGCCCCUGGAUUCAUAAGUGAGAAAAUGCUGGUCUCUUCCCAGUCGCUCGCCUUCGUGGGAGAUGACCUUUACAUAGAGAGUCAAACAUCAGGUGACCUCCCGAUAGAUGAUGAAGACGGGGACGACUUGGGAUCGGGAUCUGGAUCCGGGGACUAUGGAAAAGAAGAGGAGGAGACGGCGAUCCUCACCUUGAACAAGAGUGAAGAAAUGCUUCCAACCCAAUCAACAGCACACUCUCCAGUCGGUCAACCGACCAAAGCAGCUGACCCGCGCAAUCCACCGAACACAGUGAUGUACAGUGAGACAACAGCGAUCAGUAUGGACACUAAGGACAAGGAGGUGGCAGGCAACGACCCAACGGCCGACUCAUUCACACAUGCUCCCAGUCCCAGCUCCACUUCCAAGGACAUCAAAGAAACCCCAGAAGACAAUAGCCUGGAUAGGUGGGACGACUCCUCCGCCACCAAAGAUGGUGAAGACAAAGAUACAAGCGACCUUCUGACAAAUGAAAUUCUCGUGAGUCGAGACAGCAGAAUGUUUGACUCUCCCGAUGAUGUGACAUCUGAGAGUAUGUGGGAGCGAACGGAGGUGCUGGCAGCGGUGAUAGCCUGUGUGGUGGUCGGCUUGCUUUGUGCCAUCUUCCUCCUUGUCCUGCUGGCCUACCGCAUGAAGAAGAAGGACGAAGGAAGCUAUGACCUGGGGGACACCAAACUUUCCUCAACAGCUUACCAGAAAGCACCAACCAAGGAGUUUUACGCCUAAACCAACCAAUAGAGACUGUGAAUAGAUAUCAUCACUUGUCUGUUCGAACUGAGAGCGGAUCAUUAUCAGCUUUAUUUUCUAAUUUUCAACCGCGCCAAACUCCCCUGCUCGUCUCUCCCGUCUGCUAUCUUUUUACGUCUCUCUCUCUCUCUCUCUGUCUCUCUCUCUUUAGUCUGCACAAUUCUCACACAGAACGGGAGAAUUCAAAUAUAAUAUUCAUAUCAUUCCAAUCUGGGAAAAGAGUGGAAGUCUCUCUAGAGUGUCAUAGGAUUACAGCCAUUCUAGUUCAGGAAAGUCAAUUCAAUCAACACUGUGCCUUAAACCCACACUGCAUCUAUAAGAUGGACUCACAAUGUUGUCAGCUCGGCUAAACAGUAAUGAGGAAGUUAAAAAAAGAAGUAGGACGCCUUCAUUGUAUUUUGAAUGAUAUCCUAAAUGGUACUAGUAGGCCAAAGAACCAAAGGUUAAUCACUUUUUCCCUUUAUUUUUUGGUCGAGGUCAGAUUUCAUCUGUUGUUACAUUUCAUUUAGUGCUUUUUUAAAAAAAUGACUGUACGAAUGUUUUUUGUUGUUUUCAUGACUAGUGAAUAUGUUAUUUUAUAUUCUGUCCAGUAUUGGUACGUGAGAUUGGGUUCCUCUGCAGGUACAUACCUUUGUUUUUCCUCACAAGUCUUAUAUUCUAAAUUCUCAAUAUGUUUUCUUUAUUAUCUUUGGAAAUUGUAGCGUGUUUGUCUAUUUUAAAUUUUGAGAUUUUUGACCUAAAAGCCAUUUUAAAGAAAAGGUUUGCAGUCUACAGAUUGUAGAUUUCAAAUGCCUUUGCACACACACACACCAUGUCAACUUUGCAUUGAACAUUCUUUAUAUUUACAGGACUAUUUUCUGUGAUGACUGAGUGAAGCAAGCAAGGCCAAACCACAUUCCAUUGCAAUUGCCAACUGUAUGCAGCUAUAAUAACAGGUUUGACUGGUGACAGCAUUGAGCAUGAAGAGUCUUUCUGGACAAUGAGGUUUUUCAGUAAAACGGGCUACAAAAAUAACCACUUCAGUUUUCCAUCUUGAUAAUGCAGUCAUUUGUAGCUCCUCGGAUUUAUUUAUAUAUGAUUCACCAUUUUGUCUGGUGCUAAUUGUAUGGCAAAGCAGUUUUUUUCUCCUUUGCGAGUUGUGAGGAAAAGUUAAUUUGGAGCAGUUCUUUUGUUAGACUUCCUGUGUUUUCAAAUGUUGCUUGAUAAUCGGACCUCUAAAAAAGUCUCUCAAAUGGAAAUAUUACCAUAUUUUUGCCAGAGAUUUGCAGCAGUUUUUCUCAGACUUAAAACGCAUUUCCUUUCAACAACAUGCAAUAAAAAAAGGUCGACAUUUCUGUUGCGGUUUUACAAAAGACGAGGCUCCCAUGCAUUUCUCAAAUUUCCUGCAGAACAAAUGACUGACGUUUCAUGGCUGCAAUAAAUACAGCAUUGUGUACAUUAACACUAUGUGAUUUACCAUUCUCAUUGAGAUCAUAAAGAUGCCAGAUGAUUGAGCAGAAAGGGCAGUUCAUCAAAAAAAAAAAUGCCAUGAGAUUUAGCCAGCAAGAACCCCAUUGAUAAUUGUACUUUUUUUUUAACCUAAGGGUAAAAAGAGACAGAACUCGGAAUUCAAACACACAUGUUGUGUGGAUCAAAGUAACGUUGUAGCUUUUGCAACUUUCAUUUGGGAUUGUCUACUAUGUUGUGAUGAUCCAGUCACAUAUGUAUGAAUGUGUAUUAUUUUAGACUAUAAUCAAUUUCAGUCUGUAAAAUGUACAGUCCUUUUUUUCAGUGUCUUUGUUCCUACUGAUCAGAUUAUUUCAAAUUGCUUUUAUUUUAUGAUGGUUCAGUUGAUUUAUGCCAAAUUAAACCAGAUUUAUGCAAUUUUCUUGAGUACUUUCAAUAAAAUCUGAGAAAAUAUCCUUUUA